CCUGCGGGUCACGAUCCCUUGGAGGUCGAGCAACCCUUUCACAGGGGUCACCUAAGACCAUCGGAAAACAUAUUUCCAAUGGUAGCAAUGAAAAUAAUUUUAUGGUUGGGGGUCACCACAACAUGAGGAACUGUAUUAAAGGGUCAUGGCAUUAGGAAGGUUGGGAACCACUGCCUUACAGCAAGCAAAGCUGCUAAAAGCCUAAGUUAAUUGUUUUUGCUUUUUCCUUGUAGCUUAUCUAACACACAUGGUUUGAAUGUUUAUACAUAUUCCUCUUCCAGUUAUUUCUGUUGAUGCCACUUUUUCCUUUAUUUUUUCCUCUGUGUAUAUAUUCUCAACUGUCUGUCUAUAUCUCUGUCUCUUAUGUCUCAUUAUGUAGAGAGAUCUUUGAGGCUAACUGAAAGAAAGAAGUUGGCAGCUUGAGCUUUUUAAGUCUACUUCCUCAGGUACAUUGGAUGGAGUGGAAGCCAGACUGCAAUGGAGCUCCUUGAAGAAGACCUUACAUGCCCCAUUUGUUGUAGUUUGUUUGAUGAUCCACGGGCACUACCCUGUUCACAUAACUUCUGUAAGAAAUGUUUGGAAGGGAUCUUGGAGGGAAAUGCCCGGAACGUAAUUUGGAGACAGUGUCCUUUCAAAUGUCCUACAUGCCGGAAGGAAACGAUUGUUACAGGAGUUAAUAAUCUCCAAGUCAACUAUUCUCUAAAAGGUAUUGUGGAGAAGUAUAACAAGAUUAAGGUAGCCACAAAAAUGCCUUUGUGUAAAGUUCACAGUGGCCAGCCUCUCAACAUUUUUUGUCAGACAGACACACAGUUGAUAUGUGGCAUUUGUGCAACUCGAGGAGAUCAUAUAAGGCAUGUGUUCUGCUCCAUCGAAGAUGCUUACUUUCAGGAAAAACAUGCUUUUGAGACAUUGUUCCAAGGGUUUGAAACUUGGCGUUGUGGGGAUGCACUUUCUCGACUGGACACUCUGGAAACUAGCAAGCGGAAAGCCCUGCAGAUGUUGACAAAAGACUAUGACAGAGUAAAAGAUUUUUUUGAGAAAUUACAGUAUACACUGGAACAAAAAAAGAAUGAGAUACUUUCAGACUUUGAGACAAUGAAACUUGCAGUUAUGCAAGCGUAUGACCCAGAAAUCAAUAAACUGAACACAAUUAUACGAGAACAACGAACAGCAUUUAACAUUGCUGAAGCUUCUAAGGAUGUGUCUGAACCCAUUGUAUUUCUGCAGCAGAUGCAAGAAUUUCGAGAGAAAAUCAAGGUGAUCAAGGAAACUAGAUUACCUUGUCUUACUGUAGACAUCAACUCUACAAUUAAAGGCUUUGAUACUAGCCACUGGGAACAAUUUAAGUUAGCAGAUGUGGACAAACUUUCUUUACCUCAGGAGAAAAGUAGUGUUAAAGGGGUAAUUUCUCUCUUCUCACUCAGAUUUAUUGUGACAGCUUUGCUUUGCUCGCUUAUCCUUGGUGGUACAAUGCAGAUGUGCUUUAUGGAUUUUAUUGUUGAUACUCUUCAGUGCUGGAAAACUCUUGUUUUUACAUUAGGCUCAGGUUAUCUGCCAGAUACAGCAGAAAUGGCAGGCCAUGCUGUCUUCUACUGGGAGAAAGUGAAAGACAGUGCUGCUGUUCUUAGUGAAAUAUGUGUAAACUAUAUCCUUAUGAUGCUGGAUAAUGUUGCUCAAUUUGUGUUCAAAUACAAACUUUUGUAACUGCCACCAGUAUAUAAGACCUGUAUGUUCAAAGUGGUUGCUUUAGUGAUCAUGUAUUCUUCCGAUGUUGGAAUGCAACUUCCACGGUAUGUAAUCCUUCAUAAUUGAUUGUACUGGCUAGAGUUGAUGGGAUUAUGAUCAAAUGGAUUACGGAAGGAACAACUCCUGCCCUAGAGUUUUAAAAAAAACCUCAUCAGAGAAUAUUGGUAAACAUUCGAAGAUUUUGAAAAUAAUUUUAAAAUAAAUUCUUGUAUUGAUAAUGUCCCCAUCUCUGUGGUUCACAUAUAAGAAGUAUUUUGCUUACAUUAUUUUUGCAAUAAGAUAAUAGGCUGUGGAGGUUGCAGUUUUCCCACCCUAAUCUAAAGCCAAGGAAGCUAUUCUCUAUUAGUAAUGGACUGGAUGAUAAUGAACAAGUUGAAGCUCACACCAGACAAAAAAAAAAAAGAGAGAGAGAGAACCUGGUUGUUGGAAUGGAUAUCCGAAAUAAGCAUCUAAUGUGCAGGAUAGAAUUACCUCAUGUUUUUGGUUAAACCCAGAAGUGCAGAGGUGAGUGCUCCCAAACUGUGCUCAUUUCUGGAAAUGGCUAAUUGUGGAGAUGCAUGCUUUCAUUACAUCCCAUUUUGACUAUUGCAAUGCACGCUACAUGUGAUUCUAUGGGGGGGGGGAGUGCUUAGAAAAUUCAGCUGGUCCAGCAUAUUGCAGCUAGACAAUUAACUUAGGGCUGUUGUGGGGAGCAUGGAGCUUCUUUGUUAUGACAAUCCUAGAGGCUAUUCAAUGUGCUAGUUACAACUUGCACAACCCUAUCUGAAUGGUUCCAGUAAGUCUGAGGACAGCAUUCCCCCACACUAGCUUGCCUGGGAUUUGAGAUUUUGGGAGGAUGACUUGUCCUGCUUCUUUCAGAAGUACAUUUGGAGGGGAUGUGAAAGGGGCUUUUGCAGUAGUUGUUCACAGGCUGUGAAGACCCUGGUGAAGGUAGCUCAUUGGUCCCCUACCUGUUGUCUUUCAACAGGCAAAGACCUUUCUUUUCAGGCCUUUGGCAAUUAAGCUGAGUUGCUGCAUAAAGGGCUUUCAAUAAGGUGUGUGCUCCCCCCCUUUUACUUUUUAAAAGCUGUGUUUUAAUCUGUUUUAAUGGAGUUGGUUUGCUUUCAUUAUUUUCAGCGAUCUUGCCGUGUUUGUGUGUAAAUCUAGUGAAUAAAUAAUAAACAACAGAUUAUUUUUUAGAAAGAUAAUUA
Messenger RNA from Sceloporus undulatus (fence lizard), 2936 nucleotides. It is a transcript of the gene TRIM13, whose product is annotated as tripartite motif containing 13. Gene Ontology annotation, biological process: positive regulation of macroautophagy; positive regulation of canonical NF-kappaB signal transduction; innate immune response. The coding region runs from base 478 to 1704 and encodes 408 amino acids. NCBI's taxonomy places the organism in Eukaryota, Metazoa, Chordata, Lepidosauria, Squamata, Phrynosomatidae. Gene Ontology annotation, molecular function: zinc ion binding. The transcript has 2 exons. The record is from RefSeq and is a predicted model, not a curated record.